Dioszegia hungarica is the source of this 690-nucleotide messenger RNA. RefSeq lists its product as uncharacterized. The transcript has 5 exons. Bases 1 to 690 code for a protein of 229 amino acids. The record is from RefSeq and is a predicted model, not a curated record. NCBI's taxonomy places the organism in Eukaryota, Fungi, Basidiomycota, Tremellomycetes, Tremellales, Bulleribasidiaceae.
AUGCGAUCCGCCGUCUUCCUCGCUGCUCUCGUCGCGUCCGUCUCGGCCCAGCUCAAGAUCGAGACUCCUACCAGCUUGAUUGAGUGCCAGCCGGCCAAGCUCAUGUGGUCCGGUGGAACCGCGCCUUACUUCCCGGCUGUUAUCCCUGGUGGACAAGCCUCAGCCGCUGCUCUUAAGACCUUCCCCCAGACCAGCGACACCUCCCUCACCUGGACUGUCGACCUUGCCACCGGCCAGGAAGUCACCCUGAGGAUCACCGACUCUACCGGUGCCAUCAACUACGCCGAGAAGGUCCCAAUCCAGGCCGGCUCGAGCAAGACCUGCCUCAACGGCGCCGUCGCUGUUGGCGGAGCUUCCGGUAGCGCUUCAGGCGCCGCCGCCUCGGGCAGCGCUACCUCCUCCGGUGUCCGCGCGUCGGCCUCUUCUGCCGCCGGUGCCGUUGGCAUGUCCGCCUCGUCCGUCUCUUCCGCCGCUAGCGGCAUGGCCUCGAGCGCUCGUGCUUCCGUCUCCUCCAUGUCUGGCAGUGCCUCCGGUGUCGGUGCUUCCGCCUCCUCCGUCUCCAGCGCUGCCGCCUCCAGGGUAUCCGGCGCCACCUCCUCCUCGGCCGCCGCCUACCUCUCCACCGAGCCCAAGGUCGUCGGUGGUCUCCUCGGCGUCAUCGCUGGUGUCUUUGGCAUCCUCGCGCUCUAA